This is a messenger RNA of Chara braunii, 3461 nucleotides long. The record is from the annotation of a GenBank genome assembly. NCBI's taxonomy places the organism in Eukaryota, Viridiplantae, Streptophyta, Charophyceae, Charales, Characeae.
GGUUAGAGUCCACGUGGUGAGGUCUGGAACCACUAACCCGGUUGUACACUUAUCACCAUGGUUGAGACCCGUAGUGGGUUAGACACGAGCCCCUAUACUAAGGAGCAACAAGAAAAGAUGGCCGCCUUAGUGAGAGAGAACAGGGAGAGGAAAGAGCGCGAGAAGCAGGCGAAGCUAAAGGAGAUUGCAGAGGAACAGGCGGCGAGGAUGAAGGAAUUGGAAGAGGAGAUGGAGAAAAAGAAGAAGGCUGCUGAAGAGGAAGCGGCAGUAGAAAAAGAAAAAGAAAGAAUGAGGAUUGAGAGCAGAGAGGGAAGUAGUGGCACGAAGAGAGACACAGACGCAGAGAUGGAAAAAAAAAUAAGUGAGUGGGUUGCUAACUUAUCGUUGGGAGAAGAUGAGGAGGCACAGAUGUAUGUGCCACCGGAAGAGAAAGAGGCGUUUGCCAGGGCCCUCGAAGUAAUUAAGGACCCCUUUGAACGUCAAGAGGCCGAGGAGGAGAAGAGACUGGAAUGGAAACUGAGGAUGAAAAGGGAGCAGAAGAGGAGAAGGGAGGAAGCCAACCGGUUGACCGCAGAGGUGGAAAAGGUGCGGGCGUGUAGACAGGAAGUCCAGGCGCAGGCAAAUGUUUCUGCCAAGAUGGAUAAGAUGUUGGGAUACUUAGAGGUGUUGAGUGAGGCCUGGCUAGAGGAACGGCACGCCAAUCAGGGCCAGGAUAUUACCCUGAAAGCUAUGCGGUCAGGUUUUAGAGAGUUUGCGCGCGAGAUCGUUACCCACAUUGGGGGCGAAGUCCGGCAACUGAGGGAUAAUGUAGGGAAGUACUGCGAAGGCGCCAUUGAGGGUGCCAAAGCCAUAGCCGCUGUAGUGGGCAAGGCCAGACCCCGUAAGGACCCGGUUAAACUUAAGUUUCCAAACGCGUACGGGGGAAAGAAAGAAGAAAACUUUGACAACUGGGAAGCCAGUGUCAACAGUUACAUCUAUCUACAGCACAUCCUGUCAGAGGAACAAGUCCUCGUGGCCUUCCAGGCCCUGAAGGAUGAAGCGGCUAGUUUUUCCAGGUCUCUUGCACACGCAGCCGGUUGUGAAAACAACCUGGUUGCUUACUCUAAAGUUACCCCCCUUCCUGGAUUCCUCAAGCUCCUGAAGGAGCGAUUUGCAGACCCAACGAGAGGCAUUCGUGCCUCUGACAAGCUACAAACAAUCCACUCACGGCAGUGGAGGAGUGCGCGAGCACUCAAGGGUGUCAUGGACGACCUGGUGGCUGUCCCAGACCACGGGGUCACUGAGACCCAAUUGGUCCAGUUAUUCUAUCGUGCCAUGCCUGAGCCCCUGACGGGGCACUUCUUUGAUAAGACCCAGCAAGCCGGCAUCACCUAUGAUGCGUUGAGUAGGGAAGUGGUCAUGUUCAAGUCAAAGUCCAUGCCAGUUACCACCUUUUGGCACAAGGACUUAGAGAAGGGAAAAGGGACGUCCCUCACAGGUGUGGCAGAAGAGUUAAAGGAGAGAAUGCCAGCCUGGGCCAAGAUGAAGAAAGAGAGUAAAGGACAGCUGAUCUUGGUAGACAUAGAAGUGUUUAGAAGUAGAGUAGGGGCCCUCAUAGACUCAGGGGCUACCCGUAGUUACAUCAGCCGCAGGGCGCUGAAGAAGUUGAGGCUGGGACAAAAAGUCCAGAAAUUGGCAGACCCCAUAGUCAGUGUCCUCGUAGACAACCGCACGAUGCGAGUUGAGGACUAUGUAGAGGGAGUCCAGGCGUACUUUCGCCUAGAGAAAGAUGGGAAGGUGGAGAAAGUUCUCCAUUCCCUGACUCUCCUCGUACAGGAUGACCUUCCUUUUGAUGUGGUGUUAGGAAUGGAUUGGGGAGAGGCAGCAGGGGCCACACUUCAUUUGAGAGAGCAUGAGUGUAGGCUCCCUAGUCCGACAASCGAGGUUAAGACUGCCCGCCUGUUUCAUGUGUCAGGUGUAGACAACACCUUGGCACAUUGCUGGCUCAGUGCUCCCACGUUCGCGCGGUUAGUAAAGAAGGAGCGGUUAGAGGAACAGGUCUUUGUAGUCUGUGUGAGACCUGUCACUGAGGCUAAGGAAGAGGUCACUUCCACAGAUCCGACAAUUGCCAAGCUGCUGGAAGAGUUUAAAGAUUUGACUGAGUCGCCGACAGGAGUAGUGCCGCGACCCAUCCAGCACAGGAUAGAGAUAGAGCCUGGGAGUAGAACUCCUAACGGUGCAGUCUACAGGAUGUCCCCUAGAGAGUUAGAGGAGCUUCGCAAGCAGUUAGACGAGCUCCUCGAAAAAGGUGACAGCCGUCGGUGGCUAUGGUGGGCUGGUGGACGUAAUAUCCGAAUUCGGAAGUCACCUUGCAAUAUGGUGCUGCAAAUGACAGCCUAAUCAUUUGACAACCCCCAUAGUUCUCAACAUCUCAAACGUCCAUACUGUCUACAUGGCAGCAUCUUUCGUGAUAAGAGUAUUCCUCUCUGAAGUUAAAUCUUAACCUCCGGCACCACACUUUAUCAGGGCUGUUGUCGGCAACAUAUUCAUGUGUCUGUUUUAGCAUCUUCUUUACAGUGUUUAGUACUUUUUACACUGUUUUGGACUUCAGACCCCCCUGCGAAUGUCGCCACUGCUCUCUCAACUUUCGGCUUUCCAAUUUAGUGCAUGUUGUCUGUGAUUCUCUGGUACAACCCAGCAUUUGGCAGCAAGCACAUCAACAGGCGGGAGAGGAAAGUCUCAAGUCUUACACAUGUCAGUGGUUUGUUUUGUGCGUUUUGUGUUCUCCACCCUUGUGGACGCUUUUUGCCUUAGCAAUCAUGGUGCACAAUGGAAACGAUGAGAAACUGGAGCUAGAUUUCCUGAGGCAGUGAAUGACUCUAGAGUAGCAGAACUAAGUUCAACUAACCCUUCUUCUCGCCACACUUCCUGACACAAACCAGUUUCUCACCAUACUCAUGGAACAACCAUCUUCUCUCUUCAGUAUUCAGCCUGAGCGGCGGGCGCAGUGCACUUUUUGUCACCUGGGCAGUGGAAGAAAGGGUGGAAGGCUUGCAUUUCCAAGUCCUUUGCCGGAAGUAGUAUUGUUCACACUCCAUCUCCUUGGCCAAUUAUUCUUCUUGCUCUUCUAUUGACUGUCUGAAAAAAGUCUCUUCUGAACCUUCGUGAGAAGCGCCUCUCAGCAGCUGGUGUCUCCGCUGCCUUAGAUCUCGCCUCCUCUUCCCUUUUCUCUCCUUUGUGUGGGCUGUGGCUUUCUUCCUUCCCCCACAUUCUCAUAAGGAAUGGUAGAAAGGAUGGCUCAAGUUGUGGUAUAUGAGAUGGUAGAAGGGAUGGUAGAAAGGAACAGUAGGGAGGAUGAGUGAGAGACAAUAUGAUAGAAGGGAGCUCUAUUACACAGCACAACAGACAAGACCCUUCUAUUACACAGCACAACAGACAAGACCCUUCAGCUCCUAUGGUUCUGUACGCGUUGGUUCUAUCAG